Molecule: messenger RNA, 1621 nt
Organism: Trifolium pratense (red clover)
Lineage: Eukaryota; Viridiplantae; Streptophyta; Magnoliopsida; Fabales; Fabaceae
Product: 60S ribosomal protein L3
Exons: 6
Coding region: 102-1271 (389 amino acids)
Biological process (GO): ribosomal large subunit assembly; translation
Cellular component (GO): cytosolic large ribosomal subunit; ribosome
Molecular function (GO): structural constituent of ribosome; RNA binding
Source: RefSeq, a predicted model, not a curated record
GUAGGCUGCUGUGCUGCCAACCUCUAUAUAAAGGACGAAGCUUGUACACCAAACCCUCACACCAUUUCUUCUCCCUAUUUCUCUAUUGCGGCAGGAAAAAAAUGUCUCAUCGGAAAUUCGAGCACCCUAGACACGGUUCUCUCGGCUUUCUCCCAAGGAAACGAGCUUCACGUCAUCGUGGAAAAGUGAAAGCCUUUCCAAAAGACGAUCCCACCAAACCAUGCAGGUUGACUGCUUUUGUUGGCUACAAGUCUGGGAUGACUCAUAUAGUUAGGGAGGUCGAGAAACCUGGAUCAAAGCUUCAUAAGAAGGAGACAUGUGAAGCUGUCACUAUCAUUGAAACUCCUCCAGUUGUUGUUGUUGGAGUGGUGGGAUACGUGAAGACACCACGAGGCCUUCGCACACUGAAUACUGUUUGGGCUCAGCAUCUUAGUGAAGAUAUCAAGCGCCGGUUUUACAAGAACUGGUGCAAAUCAAAGAAGAAAGCUUUUACCAAGUAUACCAAGAAAUAUGAAACUGACGAAGGGAAGAAAGAUAUUCAAACUCAGCUUGAGAAAUUGAAAAAGUAUGCCACUGUCAUUCGUGUUCUUGCUCAUACUCAGAUAAGGAAGUUGAAGGGUCUAAAACAAAAGAAAGCUCAUUUGAUGGAGAUCCAAGUUAAUGGUGGAACCGUGAGCCAGAAGGUGGACUAUGCAUAUGGUUUCUUUGAAAAGCAAAUCCCUGUUGAUGCUGUUUUUCAAAAGGAUGAGAUGAUAGAUAUCAUCGGAGUGACUAAAGGUAAAGGUUAUGAAGGUGUGGUAACUCGUUGGGGUGUCACUCGCCUUCCACGAAAGACGCACAGAGGUCUCAGGAAGGUUGCUUGUAUUGGUGCCUGGCACCCUGCUCGUGUUUCUUUCACAGUUGCCAGGGCUGGGCAGAAUGGAUAUCAUCAUCGUACUGAGUUGAAUAAGAAGAUCUACAAGGUUGGCAAGACCGACCAAGAGUCACAUACUGCCAUCACCGAAUUUGACAGGACUGAGAAGGAAAUCACCCCUAUGGGUGGAUUUCCUCAUUAUGGUAUUGUGAAGCAUGAUUAUCUUAUGAUCAAGGGAUGCUGUGUUGGACCAAAGAAGCGGGUUGUCACUCUUCGUCAGUCACUACUCAAGCAGACAUCUCGAUUGGCUCUUGAAGAGAUCAACCUGAAGUUCAUUGACACCUCCUCCAAGUUUGGACAUGGUCGCUUCCAGACUACCCAGGAGAAACAAAAGUUUUAUGGUCGGUUGAAGGCGUAAUUUAUUUUACAAUUGUGACGUUUAUCAGUUCUGUUUGGAGCCUUUGCAAUCCAAUUUGGCAUCAAAAUAAGACAUUUAGUGAGUGGUCUUUUUAUUUCUUAGAGUCAGUCGUUCUUCGGUUCUCACUGAGAACACAGUUUUGUUAUUUCCUUUCGAAUUGAACCUUUGCAAUCCCAUUUUGCAUCAAAAUAAGACAUCUUGUGAGUGGUCUUUUUAUUUCUUAGAGUCAGUCAGUGGUUGUUUUACAUUUCUCGGUCAGAACACAGUUUUGUUAUUUCCUUUGAAAUUGGAACUCUUCUAUUAUUGCUGUUUUACUUUUAUCAGCUAAAUUUUGAUGGUACUUUUGGAUA